AUGGCAUCGCCAGGACAUUUCACCAUGGCAUCACCAGGAAAUCCCUUGCAUCAGCAUGACAUCUCCAGGACAUUUUUCCCAUGGCAUCACCAGGAGAUCCCUUGCAUCAGGAUGGCAUCACCAGGACAUUUCACCAUGUCAUCACCAGGAGAUCCCUUGCACCAGGAUGGCAUCACCAGGACAUUUCAGCAUGGCAUCACCAGGAACACCCUUGCAUCAGGAUGGCAUCGCAAGGACAAUUCAGCAUGGAAUCACCAGGAACACCCUUGCAUCAGGAUGGCAUCGCAAGGACAUUUCACCAUGGCAUCACCAGGAGAUCCCUUGUAUCAGGAUGGCAUCACCAAGUCAUUGCACCUAGGCAUUACCAGGAGAUCCCUUGCAUCAGGAUGGCAUUGCCAUGACAAUUCACAGUGGCAUCACCAGGAGAUCCCUUACAUCAGGGUGGCAUUGCCAGGACAUUUCACCAUGAUAUCACCAGGAGAUCCCUUGCAUCAGGAUGGCAUCACCAGGACAUUUUACCGUGGCAUCACCAGGAGAUCCCUUGCAUCAGGAUGGUAUCUCCAGGACAUUUCACCAUGGCAUCACCAGGUCAUUCCACCUAGGCAUUACCAGGAGAUCCCUUGCAUCAGGAUUGCAUUAUCAGGACAUUCCACCUAG
Pelobates cultripes (western spadefoot toad) is the source of this 657-nucleotide messenger RNA. The record is from the annotation of a GenBank genome assembly. NCBI's taxonomy places the organism in Eukaryota, Metazoa, Chordata, Amphibia, Anura, Pelobatidae.